CGUUGUCUCCAGUACUUGCGCACAUGUCGUGUGGAGAAGGCGGUUUCCCCCGUUGAAAACCGAACGCUCGACACACUAGGUGGAAAUAGAACGACGCGAUUGAUUUUUUUUUUCGUUUUUUGAGAAUUAGCGCGCGUGAUUCGUGGAAAUUGAUCAGGGCUUGAAGUUUUCGGAGGUGGGAAAGUUAAGGUGAAAAGGUGGAGGCAUAUUUGUUCAAGUUUUGUCAAUUUAGCAAGGAAAGUUCAAGGUGAUUACAAAGAAGAAAGAAGAAAAAGUGCGAAUCAAGUGUGGCGAUGAUCGAUAACCUGGAGUCGAAGAUAACGUUCGAGAUACCAAACAGUCUGGAUUUCGACAAGCUGAUCCGUGCCGGCGGUCAGAACUACUCCUCGUUUUGGCAGAAUCUGCACCACCAGCAGGACCUGGCGGCCAGAGCUGCCGGAAUGGGCUCGCUAGGAAUGCCCGGCACCGACUACAAUGCCACCGUCGCUGCGGCGGCCGAUUUCAACCUGUUGAACAGUCUGCAGAGCUUUGCCAGCCGGAGCAGUAGCAGUAGCGGAGGUGGUGGAGUCCUGCUCGGGGACGGAAGUGAACAGCUGCUGGAUCCCACGUACGAGCGCUUCAUCGGCGAUGUCUGGGUUGGCAUAGUGCUCACCCUGAUGAUUCUUUCCUCGAUAUUUUGCAUGUGUUCCUGCUUUCUGUACCACAAGUUUCGCCAGUGGCAACGAAGUGUGCUCACCGCCCGCUCGCAGACCCUCUCCGCGAUGGACGUGGAAACCCCGCCGCCGUACGACGUCGAGUCCCUGCCCAGCUACACGAUCGUGUCCGGUCUGCCCAGCUACAGCGAUGCCAUCGAGCAGCUCAAGCAGAAGCAGCUGCAGCGCACCCUGGGCUACGCCGGCUACGAACCGGUCAAGCUGCAGCACGCCUCCGUCAUCAAGCUGUUCGAGUCGCAGUCGCAGGAACUUGGCAUAAGCCAAGGUGCCGAACCGGCCAAGCUGGAGGAAAUUCGGUACAACUUUGCCAACGUGGUCCCGGCGGUCGCCAAUGGCGGCGCAGCAGGACUCGGCGGGGUGGAAAUUGUCAACGAAGUUUCGCCAACGACGAGUAGCAACAGCCAAUCGAUGGCCGCGGCGUUGCCCGCCUAUAAAGGCCACGGGCCGCCGGUGGCCGUGGAGGUCGGGGACGGGACGGUUAUUGCCGUAAGCUUGAAAAAGUUCCACGUCAGCAGGUACACCGUCGAGGACGAGCUUAGUAACGGUGUGAGUUAAGAGGGCUGCUCUUCAGCAGCUAACGAUAAUGCCUUGCUUGGUUUUGUUGUGUUUUCAAGCGAAGCAGAUCUUAAAACCGAAAACUCUGACUGUGUUAUUAUCGAAUAAUUUACUAAGUUAUACAGUUUAGGCGAGAGACGAGUGUCUUUUUUUUGUACAUAUAGCUAGACUGCGUAGGAUGAUAAUUCUCGAAGACUAUAUUUUCGCCAGUUCGAUAGAUAGUUGCUAACUAAAAAAAUAAAACAAAAACUAACCUGACGCUGGGAACGCAUCGUUCCAGUCUGACUAUUCAAUAGUAAAGUAACAAAGAAGUGCGCACUGUACAUGAAUCAUAUUUUUAUUCCUUAUUCAAAGACUUGUAUGCACGAUUUGUAGUCAUGCUCAAUAGAAGAAAAAUGCAAUUGAAA
Messenger RNA from Culex pipiens pallens (northern house mosquito), 1675 nucleotides. Its product is annotated as protein commissureless 2 homolog. The record is from RefSeq and is a predicted model, not a curated record. The transcript has 2 exons. NCBI's taxonomy places the organism in Eukaryota, Metazoa, Arthropoda, Insecta, Diptera, Culicidae. Gene Ontology annotation, biological process: axon guidance. The coding region runs from base 294 to 1268 and encodes 324 amino acids.